Echinostoma caproni is the source of this 2874-nucleotide messenger RNA. The record is from the annotation of a GenBank genome assembly. Lineage: Eukaryota; Metazoa; Platyhelminthes; Trematoda; Plagiorchiida; Echinostomatidae.
AUGGAGGAAUUAGCUGUGGCCCAAUCCCAGCUAGACGAGAAACAACGUGAAUUGGACAUUGUGCAGGCAGAGUAUGAUCGGGCGAUGGCCGAGAAACAACGCUUGUUGGAGGACGCUGAGGCCUGUCGGAGAAAAAUGAGCAAUGCCACCGCAUUAAUUGGUGGUUUAGCAGGUGAAAGAAGUCGUUGGACAGAAGCUAGUCAACAAUUCGCAGAGCAAAUAAACCGCCUUGUUGGUGACGUGCUUUUGGCCACUGGGUUCCUAUCCUACACCGGACCGUUUAAUCAGGACUUCCGGAAUUUGCUGACCAGACUAUGGCGCAAAGAACUGGAACAAAACAACAUCCCGUUCUCCGAGGAUUUGAACUACAUCACCAUGCUGGUAGACAAUGCCACCUUGAGCGAAUGGAGUGUACAAGGUUUACCCACGGACGAAUUGUCCGUACAGAACGGUUUGAUCGUCACUCGAGCCACACGAUACCCACUUCUGAUUGAUCCUCAAGGUCAGGGUAAAGCAUGGAUCAAGAAAAAGGAGGCGGAUAACGAUUUGCAGGUCACAUCCCUCAAUCACAAAUAUUUCCGAUCACAUUUGGAAGAUUCCUUAUCUCUUGGACGUCCGUUGCUUAUUGAAGAUGUUGGCGAGGAACUGGAUCCCGCGUUGGACAAUGUCCUGGAAAAGAAUUUUAUCAAAUCUGGUUCCACUUUCAAAGUCAAAGUUGGUGAUAAAGAGUGUGAUCUGAUGAAAGGGUUCUGUUUGUACAUCACAUCAAAACUGCCGAAUCCGUCAUACACCCCGGAAGUGUACGCUAAAACGUCGGUAAUCGACUUCACGGUCACGAUGAGGGGAUUAGAAGAUCAGCUGCUCGGAUUGGUCAUUCUGACUGAGAAACGGGAAUUAGAAACCGAACGGACCAAACUGAUGGAGGAGGUUGCAGCGAACCGAAGGAAAAUGAAAGAAUUGGAAGACAAUCUGCUCUACCGUCUGACAACAACCGAGGGCAGCCUGGUCGAGGACGAGUCCUUGAUUGAGAUGCUUAGUGUGACCAAAACCACCUCGGAGGGUGUACGCGAAAAACUGACCGUGGCCGCUGAGACUGAGGUGAUGAUCAACACGGCCCGGGAAGAGUAUCGACCGGUAGCUGCUCGAGGCUCAUUGCUCUAUUUCCUGGUGGUCGAGAUGAGCAUGGUGAAUGUGAUGUAUCAGACCUCACUCCGACAAUUUCUCGGCCUGUUCGACUUGUCAAUGGCUCGUUCCACCAAGUCCCCUGUCACUCAGAAGCGCAUUGUGAAUAUUAUUGAUUAUUUGACUUACGCAGUGUAUUGCUACACAGCUCGCGGAUUCUAUGAGGUCGAUAAAUUCACAUUCACUAUGCUUUUGACGCUGAAAAUUGCCAUGCACACGGGUGACGUGAAGAAAGAGGAAUUUCAGAUAAUGAUUAAAGGUGGAGCAGCAUUGGAUUUGAAUGCCGUAGCACCGAAACCAAAGAAAUGGAUUCAGGAUAUGACGUGGCUUAAUCUGGUCGAAUUGAGCAAAUUGCCCCAGUUCUCACAAUUACCCAGUCAAGUUGGAGCGAACGACAGGUUCAUCGCAUCGAUUCGUGCGGUGCAAAUUGUAUUCUCAAACAUCCUCUACCUUCUUCUGUGUCAUUUCCUUGCUCUACCUGAAGAAUGUGGGGCUAUUUCCAUGGGUCAAGGACAAGAAGUUCAUGCUCGACGUCUUUUGUCGGCCAGUAUGACUGAUGGCCGUUGGGUUCUGUUACAGAAUUGUCAUCUGGGAUUGAACUUUAUGGACGAAUUUUUGGAAACUGUCACGGCAGCUGAGAACAGUCACGAAUCGUUUCGAUGCUGGCUCACAACGGAAGGCAAUCCGCAUUUUCCUAUCAAUCUGCUUCAGUCGUCCAUCAAAUUCACAUAUGACCCGCCAAUGGGUAUUCGUGCAGGACUGCGUCGAACCUACGCGUUACUUACCCAGGAUCAACUGGACAUUAGCAAUCUGCCCCAGUGGAAACCGAUGCUUUACGGAGUAGCUUUUCUGCACACCACGGUACAAGAGCGCCGAAAAUUCGGGCCGAUCGGGUGGAACAUUCCGUAUGAGUUCAACCAGGCAGAUUUCACAUCCACUGUUCAGUUUGUACAGAAUCAUUUGGACGAGAUUGAUGUGAAAAAGGGGAUUUCAUGGCCUACGGUACGCUACAUGAUCGGUGAAGUGCAGUACGGUGGUCGAGUAACAGAUGACUAUGAUAAGCGUUUAUUGAAUACAUAUUCAAAAGUGUGGUUCUCUGAGGCCAUGUUCAGCGACACCUUCAUGUUUUAUCGAGGCUACAAUAUCCCGAAAUGUCGCACCCUAGACGAAUAUCAGAAUAGCAUUGACAUGCUACCAUUGGUUGAUUCACCCGAAUGUUUCGGAUUGCAUUCAAAUGCUGACAUUACGUACUCGACCAACACGGCAAACUCCAUGCUCACAACUAUAGUCAACAUUCAACCGAAAGACAGUGGUGGAGGUGGUGGUGAAACGCGAGAAGCAACUGUGUACCGAAUGGCAAAUGACAUAUUGGAAAAAGUACCACCGGAUUACAACCCGUUCGAAGUCAAAGAACGACUGAUCAAAAUGGAUCACCUGAAGCCGUUGCACAUUUUCCUGCGUCAAGAAAUCGAUCGAAUGCAACGCGUGAUCUCCAGCGUCCGGAGCACACUAACCGACUUGAAACUGGCAAUCGAUGGGACUAUAAUCAUGUCGGAAAAUUUGCGUGACGCGUUGGACAACAUUUUUGAUGCUCGUAUUCCAAAUGCGUGGAGAAAAGUUUCAUUUACGCAGUACAUCAACCGUGGGAAUGAACCAUUGGAUGAGCGAGAGCUGAGUGGCAUUGGAGUCUGA